GGUGACACCAAUUCUCUGACAGACCCCAGUAACCGAAGGGUGGCGAGGAACGUGGUCAAGUAUGAGAAGCUGCUGGAGAUGGGGACGGUGGUGAGCACCGAACCCUUGAGACGCCCCAACAGCACCCGCCUGCAGAGCCGCGACGCCUACGAGGAGCUGUGCCAGCGCCCGGGGGGGCAGACAGCCCUGGAUCAUCUCCCGCUCCUUGGUUGCUCCUACGAGACCAACGGCAGCCCCUACCUCCUUCUCCAGCCUGCCAAGAAGGAGAUGGUCAGGAUCCAACCCUACGUGGCUUUGUACCACGAUUUCAUCAGCGACGCCGAAGCUGAGACCAUCAAGGGGUUGGCAGGGCCCUGGCUGCAGAGGUCCGUGGUUGCCUCUGGGGAGAAGCAGCAGAAAGCUGAUUACCGGAUAAGCAAGAGCGCCUGGCUGAAGGACACUGCUGACCCGGUGGUGAGGGCGUUGGAGCAGCGAAUCGCUGCCGUCACCGGCCUGGACCUGCGGCCACCCUACGCCGAGUACCUGCAGGUGGUCAACUAUGGGUUGGGAGGACACUACGAGCCACACUUCGACCAUGCCACG
This is a messenger RNA of Antrostomus carolinensis (chuck-will's-widow), 582 nucleotides long. RefSeq names its product prolyl 4-hydroxylase subunit alpha 3 (gene P4HA3). Gene Ontology annotation, molecular function: procollagen-proline 4-dioxygenase activity. The annotation marks the transcript as partial. Gene Ontology annotation, cellular component: endoplasmic reticulum. The transcript is spliced from 4 exons. Gene Ontology annotation, biological process: peptidyl-proline hydroxylation to 4-hydroxy-L-proline. Lineage: Eukaryota; Metazoa; Chordata; Aves; Caprimulgiformes; Caprimulgidae. The record is from RefSeq and is a predicted model, not a curated record.